GGUCCUCCUGGCCCCCCAGGGCCUCCAGGCCCCCCAGGCAGCCCUGUACCGGUUUAUGAGAAUAAUGCAUUUAGUGAUUUGGGCCCUCCAGGACCUCCAGGAUUGCCUGGCUACCAUGGUCAGAAGGGAGAAAAAGGUGAACAGGGUCUUCCAGGGCCGCCAGGCCAGUUCCCUUAUGACCUCAGCAGAUUCAGCUCCACCUUCAGGGGCCCCAAAGGUGAGAGCAUCAGGGGCCCACCUGGCCCUCCAGGCCCCCAAGGACCUCCAGGGGCAGGCUUUGAAGGACGUCCAGGGCCGCAAGGUCCUCCUGGCCCUCCAGGUCCUCCAGGGCCCCCUUCUUUCCCAGGUCCCCACAGGCAACAUAUCAGUAUUCCAGGACCCCCAGGGCCUCCAGGACCACCAGGAUCUCCAGGCAUUAGUGACCCACCCUCUUUGGGGGUACGGAUUUUAGCAACCUACCAGAACCUGAUGAGCAGAGCUCAUGAGGUGCCUGAAGGGCAGCUCCUUUUCAUCCGAGAGAGAGAAGAGCUGUACAUCCGUGUCCAUAAUGGCUUCAGAAAAAUCCUUCUGGAAGAAAGAAUAUCCAUUCCUAGCUCUGGACUGGACAAUGAAGUCUAUGAAAGGUCUUCCAGCAUCCACUACUCUCAUGGAGGGACAGCCUCCUCUGGAUCCCAUCGUCCAUUUCAGCCACACUUACCAGUACAUGCACGUCCGGAAUAUAGCGCUUAUUCUACAGCCAAGCCUUGGAGAGGUGACGAGAGUGUCGUCGACCCACACCACCUUCCUGAGCAACCUGCCGUCCACCCACCUCGCCAGGGAGCCCAGCAAGAAUCCUUGGACCAUUUCUUUCCCAAUAACCGCCAGGCUGAGACUGCUCCUUUGGCAGUUCACACACAUCAAGACUUCCAGCCUGCUCUGCAUCUUAUAGCCCUGAAUACUCCCCAGAGCGGCAGCAUGCGAGGCAUCCGAGGAGCUGAUUUCCAGUGUUUCCAGCAAGCUCGGCAGGUUGGACUGUCUGGCACUUUCCGAGCAUUCCUCUCCUCUCGGCUGCAAGACCUCUACAGCAUAGUGCGGAGAGCAGACAGGAGCACAGUGCCAAUUGUCAAUCUCAGG
Messenger RNA from Thamnophis sirtalis, 1113 nucleotides. The record is from RefSeq and is a predicted model, not a curated record. NCBI's taxonomy places the organism in Eukaryota, Metazoa, Chordata, Lepidosauria, Squamata, Natricidae.